AUGAAUGAAACCCAACAAAAACGUAUCACUUCUGUCACGACAGUGCCUGGAUGUGUACCUUGUGCAAAGAUGUCAAAUGGAUUGCCGUUUGUCUUGCUCUUCCUGUGUCCUGUGGUGGUGUCAGGAGCUUGGUUUCCCAAAAGUUUACCUUGUGAUGUCAAAGCCUCUAAAGGUACUGUGAUAGUGGACUGCACCGAUCGGCGUCUCACAGAAGUCCCCAGAGGGAUCCCUGAAGAUGCUACCAACCUUACCCUGAGUAUUAACCAUAUCCCCCAUAUUUAUCCAACGUCUUUUGCUCGUCUUGUAAAACUUGUGGAGAUUGACUUCAGAUGCAACUGUGUGCCUGUCAGAAUGGGGCCCAAAGAUAACGUGUGCAACAACAUACUAAAGAUUGAGAAGGGCAGCUUUGCUUCCUUGACCAGGCUGAAGUCAUUGUAUUUGGAUGCAAACCAGUUGCUGGAAAUACCCCGGGGCCUACCUACUACUUUAAGUCUACUGAGCCUGGAAGCCAACACUAUCUUUUCUAUCCAGAAAGCCAAUUUCUCAGAGCUAACAAACUUGGAAGUAUUGUACCUGGGACAGAACUGCUACUACCGUAAUCCAUGCAAUGUUUCAUUUGAAAUUGAAAAAACAGCCUUUCUGGAGCUGAAAAAAUUAACAAUUCUAUCCCUGAAGUCUAACAACCUAACUCAUAUUCCACCCAAUUUAUCCUCUACUUUAAAGGAAUUGUAUAUUUACAAUAACAGGAUUCAGGUGAUUCAAGAACAUGAUUUAAGUGCCCUUUACAACCUAGAAAUUCUUGAUCUAAGUGGUAAUUGCCCACGUUGCUAUAAUGCCCCAUAUCCUUGUGUUCCUUGCCCCAAGAGCACUAUUGAGAUACAUUCAAAGGCUUUUUAUUCAUUGAAAAACUUAAGAACUUUGCGACUUCACAGUAACUCUCUUCAGAGCAUACCAAGCAGCUGGUUUGAAACUACCAGGAGUCUCAAAACCCUUGACCUCUCCCAAAACUUCCUCUUAAAGGAGAUUGGAGAUGCUCAGUUUUUGAAGUUUAUUCCCAGCCUUGUAGAUCUUGAUCUCUCCUUUAAUUUUGAAGUGAAGAUGUAUUCUCCAUCCUUGAAUCUGUCUAAGACAUUUUCUUUCCUCACUAGUCUGGAAACUCUGAGGCUCAGAGGUUAUGUCUUCAAAGAACUGAGAGAAGGAAAUCUGGAUCCAUUGCUCAGUCUUAGAAAUCUAACAGUGUUGGAUCUUGGGACUAAUUUUAUUAAAGUUGCUGACCUAAGAGUGUUCAGGAAAUUUCCAUCUCUUAAACUCAUAGACCUCUCAGUGAAUAAAAUUUCUCCUUCUUCAGGUGAAAGCAACUUUUAUGGAUUUUGUUCUAAUCCUAGUAUUUCAGUAGAGCAGUCCAACAGGCAACUAUUACAAGAGAUGCAUUAUUUCACCUAUGAUGGGUAUGGGCGAAGCUGCAGGUCCAAAGACAAAGAGGCUGCUUCCUACCAAUCUCCGGUUAAGGAAGACUGCCUGAAAUAUGGAAAGACUCUGGAUUUGAGCAGAAACAACAUAUUCUUUAUUAACCCCUUAGACUUCCGUAAUCUUAGUUCUGUCAGGUGUCUCAACUUGUCAGAUAAUGCAAUAAGCCAAACUUUAAAUGGAAGUGAAUUUUCCUACCUGUCCGGCUUGAAAUACCUGGAUUUUUCUAACAACAGGGUUGAUUUGCUCUACUCAACUGCUUUCCAAGAGCUAAAACUUUUAGAAAUUCUAGACCUGAGCUAUAACAAGCAUUAUUUUCUAGCAGAAGGUGUUACUCAUGUGCUCAGUUUUAUGAAAAACUUGUCCCAUCUGAAGAAGCUGAUGAUGAAUGAGAAUGCUAUUUCUACUUCUUCUAGCACUGUCAUGGAAAGUCAGUCUCUUCAAAUUUUAGAAUUCAGAGGAAAUCGUUUAGAUGUUUUAUGGAAGGAUGGGAAUGCUAUAUACUUGUCAUUCUUCAAGAAUCUGACCAGCCUGGAACACCUGGAUAUCUCCUUCAACUCACUUAGUUUUUUACCUCAUGGAGUUUUUGAAUCUCUGCCUCCAGAACUCAGGAUCCUCAACCUCACCAACAACCAGAUGAAGAGUUUCAACUGGGGAAACCUCCAGUAUCUAAAGAAAUUAGAAACUCUGGACCUCAGCAAUAACCUUCUGGCUACUGUUCCCCGGGAACUCUCCAAUUGUUCUGCAACACUCCAGAACCUGAUGCUCAGAAACAAUCGCAUUCAACAUCUAACCAAACGUUUCCUCAGAGGGGCUUUUAAAUUGAGACACUUGGAUCUCAGCUCAAACAAGAUCCAAGUAAUUAAGAAAUCUAGCUUCCCUGAAAAUGUCAUUAGCAACCUCAGGAUGCUUCUUUUGCACAACAAUCCUUUCAAGUGCAACUGUGAUGCCGUGUGGUUUGUUUGGUGGAUCAACCAGACUAAAGUGACUAUUCCUCUUCUGGCCACAGAUGUGAUCUGUGCUGGCCCAGGGGCACAUAAAGGAAAGAGCCUUGUUUUGUUGGAUCUGUAUACCUGUGAGCUAGACACGUCAUAUUUGAUCAUGUAUGCUCUGUCAGCUUCUACUGUCCUAGGCAUUAUGGUACUCGCAGUGACAAGCCAUCUUUAUUUCUGGGAUGUGUGGUAUAGUUACCAUUACUGCGCUGCCAAGUUGAAAGGCUAUCAGCGUUUCUCUUCACCAGAUGCUUGCUAUGAUGCUUUUGUUGCCUACGACAAUGAAGACCCGGCUGUGAGUGAGUGGGUGAUGACAGAACUGGUUGAAAGGCUGGAAGAUGAAAAACUCAGACAGUUCAAUUUAUGCCUGGAAGAAAGGGACUGGCUCCCAGGACAGCCAGUCUUUGACAACCUCUCCCAGAGCAUUCAGCUGAGCAAAAAGACCAUAUUUGUGCUGACCAACAAGUAUAUUAAAAGUGGCAGCUUCAAGACAACAUUUUACAUGGCCCACCAGCGGCUUCUAGAUGAGAAAAUGGAUGUCAUUAUCUUGAUAUUUCUUGAGAAAGUUUUGCAGAAGUCCCGGUAUGUCCGGCUGAGGAAGAGGCUGUGCAGAAGUUCUGUGCUGGAAUGGCCAACUAACCCUCGAUCUCAGCCCUACUUCUGGCAGUGCCUGAAAAACGCAAUAGCUACGAGCAAUACUCUGGCUUACAAUAAGCUACUCCAAGAAACUGUUUAG
Molecule: messenger RNA, 3195 nt
Organism: Indicator indicator
Lineage: Eukaryota; Metazoa; Chordata; Aves; Piciformes; Indicatoridae
Gene: TLR7
Product: toll like receptor 7
Exons: 2
Coding region: 1-3195 (1064 amino acids)
Biological process (GO): canonical NF-kappaB signal transduction; toll-like receptor 7 signaling pathway; toll-like receptor signaling pathway
Cellular component (GO): plasma membrane
Molecular function (GO): protein binding; pattern recognition receptor activity
Source: RefSeq, a predicted model, not a curated record